CCUGCGUUUCCACAUGGGGAACUGUAAAGCAAUUUGUCACUUCUACUACACCAUUGUUUAAAGUGCCAAGUAAAGUUCCAACUACGCGCUUUGCUUCUUCAUUUCUCCUUUCAUAACUGUCCACAAUCGCUAAUACAAAAUGGCGGCCAGUUUAACUACAUGUGUCACUAAAGUUUAUAUUCACCCAGUUGCUGUAUUUGCGAUUGUGGACAGUUAUGAAAGGAGAAAUGAAGAAGCAAAGCGCGUAGUUGGAACUUUACUUGGCACUUUAAACAAUGGUGUAGUAGAAGUGACAAAUUGCUUUACAGUUCCCCAUGUGGAAACGCAGGAAGAGGUUGCCUUUGAUAAAGAAUAUGCCAGUUCCAUGCUGGAAUUGUAUAAAUAUGCUUCUCCAGCAGAGGAUAUUGUUGGAUGGUUUGCCACUAGUCACGAUGUCACAGGACAUUCAACCCUCAUUCAUGAUUAUUACUCCAUCGAAUGUGCAAACCCAAUUCAUUUUACGCUGGAUACUCAACUUAAAACGGGACACAUGACAACAAAAGCCUAUGUCAGCUCUCUAAUGGGUGUACCUGGUGGCACGAGAGGAAGUAUUUUUACACCAGUGCCAUGUGAAAUCAAGUCCUACGAACCCGAAGCUAUUGCAAUUCAAACAUUUGCCAGGAAUAAGGGUGGUUCAAAAAAACCGACCAGCUUGCUCAGUGGUGUGCAGCAUGUUUCAAGGUCAGCCAACGACUUAGUGGAUCGAUUAAAGAAUGUUUUGCAGUAUGUAAAAGACGUUAUUAACGAUACAACACCAGCCAAUAAUGAAGUUGGACAAAAAUUGAUGGCUAUGCUUGGUCAAGUACCGCAGAUGGAUUCGAAACAAAUCGAAAAAAUGAUGAACAACAAUAUGCAGGAUUUGUUGAUGGUACUGUACUUAGCCAGCCUAACAAAGACACAAUUAUCUGUUGGGACAAAAAUAAACAGCAUUAUAUAAUUUAUUAAAAAGCAUUCACAAA
This is a messenger RNA of Hydractinia symbiolongicarpus, 998 nucleotides long. Its product is annotated as eukaryotic translation initiation factor 3 subunit F-like. The coding region runs from base 140 to 976 and encodes 278 amino acids. Gene Ontology annotation, cellular component: eukaryotic translation initiation factor 3 complex, eIF3m. Gene Ontology annotation, molecular function: translation initiation factor binding; translation initiation factor activity; metallopeptidase activity. The record is from RefSeq and is a predicted model, not a curated record. Gene Ontology annotation, biological process: translational initiation. NCBI's taxonomy places the organism in Eukaryota, Metazoa, Cnidaria, Hydrozoa, Anthoathecata, Hydractiniidae. The transcript is spliced from 9 exons.